Molecule: messenger RNA, 999 nt
Organism: Sparassis crispa
Lineage: Eukaryota; Fungi; Basidiomycota; Agaricomycetes; Polyporales; Sparassidaceae
Product: Putative ubiquitin thioesterase
Exons: 6
Coding region: 1-999 (332 amino acids)
Biological process (GO): endoplasmic reticulum unfolded protein response; protein deubiquitination
Cellular component (GO): cytosol; nucleus
Molecular function (GO): cysteine-type deubiquitinase activity
Source: RefSeq, a predicted model, not a curated record
AUGGCUCCCGUACGUCUUCGCCAUCCAAAGGGUGUAACCACCAUCCAAGUCGACCUGGACGCCUCCAACGUCCUUGGCCUCCAGCAAGCCAUCUUCUCCGCGACCGAGAUUCCGCCAUCUCGCCAGGAUCUCAGGGCAGGGUACCCUCCACAUCCCCUCACCCUCGUCCCGGAGCUCCCGCUGGAGAGCCUCGGGCUCAAGCCAGGCGAGCAGCUCAUUGUCACGGAGAAGGCGGCGCCCACUCGUGCCCCUUCGCAGGCGUCAGCACCAGCACGCGUCCCCGAGGCGAUGACUGGCCUGACGGCCUCGCAGGUGCGGGAGAUUCCAGUUAGCCAGACGGAUUCAAGUAUGCCUGAUACUGUCCCGGUGGAAGGUGGUUAUUUGGUACACCGUAUUGUGCCUGACGACAAUUCAUGUCUCUUCUCCUCGGUUGCCCUGGUCUUUGAGCAGAGCAUCGACAAGGCGCCGCUCGUUCGACAAAUUGUAGCCGAUGCCAUUCGGAAGGAUCUUGAAACGUGGAAUGAAGCUAUCCUUGGUCGCCCACGGGAAGAGUAUAUUUCCACCAUUCUCAAGCCGACAUCCUGGGGCGGGGCGAUCGAAUUGACAAUCCUUGCAUCACACUAUUCGACUGAGAUCUCCUCCGUGGACGUUGAAACCGGGCGUAUCGACCAUUUCACCCCUCCAUCAAACCACGACUCGCGCAAUAGGUGCAUCCUAAUCUAUUCCGGCAUCCACUACGAUGCAGUCAGCAUCGCGCCCAUGCUCGACGUACCGGAUGACUUUCACCAGACGAUCAUGCCUGUGGGUGAUGCGGGCGAUAACGACCCUGUGCUACUCGCUGCGAAGAAGCUCGCAGACAAGCUGAGGGCAAAGAGGGCAUAUACAAACACGGCGACGUUUGACCUUCGAUGUCAGAUCUGUCAGAAAGGGUUGAAAGGAGAGAAGGAGGCGCGUGCACACGCGUCGGAAACGGGACAUGUGCAGUUUGGAGAGUAUUGA